GAGGGGAAGACGGUGGAAAAUGACCGCGGGGAGGCUCUCAUCUGGGGCUGGAAUCAGACGAUAUCACAAUGAAACACGUCUUCAUUUGAUAAAAACAACACCCUCGUCUGCUGUGAGCGUCCGCCGACCUGCCCCGGAGGGAACCUGCUGACGCUGGAGGUUUCACGGGCUUUGAUUCCUCGUGUUUGCGUCGGAGCCAGGGACACACCGAUAACCGUUAGUUGUCCUCACCCGCAGCCAGAAUGCCGCGGGACAACAAAACUCCUCUGAUCCAAAAGAUAGCGAAGCAGGCCUGCAUCACCUACAGGGGACUCAAGUCUUCGGUCGACGUGGCGGACACACAGAGCGAGCUCAUCUCGCUGGUGACUGCGGUGCGGGCGGCGGACCUGAAAAUCGCUCCCCGGGAAGGCAAGCCCAGCUCCGGGGCGGCGGGGCUCCAGAGCCCCCCGGUCACCUACAUGCACAUCUGCGAGACGGACGUGUUCAGCAUGGGGGUGUUCCUGCUGAGGCCUGGCGCCUCCAUACCGCUGCACGACCACCCGGACAUGAACGGGAUGCUCAAGGUUCUCUACGGGAAGGUGAGCGUCCGCUGCUUCGAUAAACUGGAGGAUAACUUGACUGUCAGCUCCGUCCCACCUCAUUUUGAUCCACCACUGGCCCCGCUUCAGACGGCUUCCCUUUGGCGCUCCACCCUGCGAUCAGUCGCCGAGUACUCAGAGAACAGCGGGCCGUGCCUCCUCACUCCUCUGAGGGAUAACCUCCACCAGAUCGAUGCAGUGGAAGGGCCGGCUGCUUUCCUGGAUAUCCUGGCACCGCCGUACAAUCCAGAUGACGGGCGGGACUGUCACUAUUACAAAAUCCUGCAAACUGUGUUAGACAGGGAAAUGGAUGGCAAGAUAAACGAGGCGCAGCAGGGAGAGGAUAAGGAGAAAGAAGAGGAGACAUGGCUACUUGAAGUCCCUCAGCCAGACGACUUCUGGUGUGGUGGGGAGCCCUAUCCAGGCCCUGUGGUUUCUAUCUGAGUGAUCAGUGCAGCCUAUUGCAGUCAGAAUGUUGUGAUGUUCGUCCAUCCGCAACUGUGAGCUGUGUUUAACCCCCUUCCACAAAAAGGUCAAACAUGAGGGUCACUCUUACCUGGAACUCAAAGAGCAUGAGUGCCUUGCUAAAGGAUGCUAGAGCAGGGCAGAGGCUUACAGACACAGGAGCUGUGAACUUUGACACCCCUACUAGAAGAGGGACCGCUGGACCUUCCAUCACAAACUUAAAAUUACCUUGUUGGUACUGCUACAAGUUUUGACAGCAGAAAUCCACUUUCCGAAAGAAUGAAUGUCAGUGUGACGUCCUGUCAGUGGGGGGGGUGUCACCAGAGUCUCUGAUUUGUGUCCUCACACAUAAUGUCUGUCUGUACUGCAGAGGACUGCCACAUUGUGUCUUAAUACCAAAGCCUGUAACUCCAGUCACCUGCCUUAUUUGUGAAUACUGAAUGUAUGCUUCUUUAUUGCCGUUUUUAUUGUACACACUAAUUUCUUCUUCCAAAGUGCACACAUCAUAUAUAUAUAUAUUAAAUAUAUAUAUACUUUAGCUCUAUUUUAUAUGUGCUUAAUUUAUUCCACAUGACAUAGUUCCUAUACAGGUCUGGACAGUUACGGGAACAAGCUGAUGUUCAGCUCAUUCUACAGAUCUGGUCAUGCGUUGUCAUUUCGGCUCAUGUAAUUGAGACCAGUGAUAUGACGUAUGUGAUUCAUCACAUUAAAGACAGAGUGAAAUCUUUCAAUCCAGUCUAAAAGUAAAGUUUUACAUUUUACAAAAGGAGGCUGUGUUAGGGAACAUGAAAAUGUUCAUGGUGUAAAGCAACAGACAUCUUCACUACCUUUUACAUGUAGAUUGAUUAACAUUACAUCUGUCCUGUCUGUAUGUUACCUAACUGUAGUUACACUCUUCUGCCCUUUGUUAGACUCGGGUCUAAGUGCCAGUUUAUCCAUGAUUCUCUUACUUUGAUGAAUGUAUGUGCAACAAUAAAGUAGAUGAAAAAUU
This is a messenger RNA of Pleuronectes platessa (European plaice), 2034 nucleotides long. RefSeq names its product 2-aminoethanethiol (cysteamine) dioxygenase a (gene adoa). The coding region runs from base 243 to 1022 and encodes 259 amino acids. The transcript has 2 exons. Lineage: Eukaryota; Metazoa; Chordata; Actinopteri; Pleuronectiformes; Pleuronectidae. Gene Ontology annotation, cellular component: mitochondrion. The record is from RefSeq and is a predicted model, not a curated record. Gene Ontology annotation, molecular function: oxidoreductase activity, acting on single donors with incorporation of molecular oxygen, incorporation of two atoms of oxygen.